Molecule: messenger RNA, 1469 nt
Organism: Tetrahymena thermophila SB210
Lineage: Eukaryota; Ciliophora; Oligohymenophorea; Hymenostomatida; Tetrahymenidae
Exons: 2
Source: RefSeq, a predicted model, not a curated record
UUCUUCUUUUAACAUAAGAGAGCAAAAAUAUUUUUCAAAAACAAAUUGAUGAUAAUGCCUUGUAAUACCUUGAAAAUAAUCUAAUUUAAUUAAAAAACAAUAAAGAUAUAGCAUAUCUCAUAAUUAGAAGUUUAAUUCAACCAGCUUUUUUAAAUAUUGAUAAUCUAACUAAAUUAAAUAGUAAGCCAACUUUAUUUGAUUUUGAAGAUUGUGGAAACUAUUUUUUAUAAGAUUUGUUCUCUAAUUCUUACAUGUAAAUUUUGGAAAAGCUAAAAUAAGGUUCCAUUUUUAAAAAGAUAUCCCAUGAUCCUGCAAUCAACCAAAGCUAACAAUUAAUAAUAUAAUAGAUAUAUUGCAUGUCUGCUAUUAAUCUAACUAAGUAUUCAAACUAAGAAGUUCAGGAACAAUUGUAAAUACUAGAAAAUUUAUACAAAAAUAGUAUAAAAUUAGAAUAAAAGAGUUGUAAUUUUGUAGAAGCAACAAAAACUAUGUUAAAAUAAAAGGCUUUAAAUAUAUCUUAAUACUACCUUGAUAGAAAUCCUUAAUUAAUAAAAUACUAUUCAGAACUUAACCUAAAAUAAAAUAAAAAUUAGAUGUAAUUAUAUAAUUAUAAAAUACUGCAAUUAAAGAUACAAGAAGCUUAAACUUAGAUCAAUUAGCCUUAUAUUUCAUUUCCAGAGCAAGAUAGUUAAAGCUAAAUUGACUUAUAAAACUCUUAAAAAUCAUAUGACGAAUUUUUAAGAAAAUUUUAAAAUUUAGAAAAUGUAAUAAUUGAAUCAAAUUUAAUAUAAAAAAAGCAGAUAUUGGAAUUCUAUAAGAAUGAUGUGGAGGAUUAAUUAUAAUAAUAAACUAAAUGCUAUGAAUAAAUAUAGAAUUUAAAAAGUGAUAGCCAAAAUUAAACAAAUUAUUACUUUAAAACUGAAGAAUACUAACAACUUUAGCUAUAAAAUGAAUAAAAUAUAUAGACUAAAUAAAUUAUAAACAAUGAAAAAUAAUAAAAUUUAUUAAAUGAUACUUAAGAAUAUAAAUAAAAUAUUUAAAUAAUUUUUUUAGAAAAUUAGUCUGCUACCUUUUAAUUAAAAUCUAUCUCAAAUGAAAUGAAAAAAACUACAAAAACUUAAGAUUUUAAUUUUCAAUCUGGAAUGUUUGGAUAAGGUAAAAAUGAUACAACAAUUGAAAUAUUAUAAUCUUAAAAUACUUAAAAUGAAUUAACAUAAGGAUUUCAAGAACUUGACAGCUAAUCUGAUAUAUCUUAUAAUUAAAAAUAAUGGUCAUAAUUGUACUUCAACUCUUAUUUACCUUCAUUGUAAAGAUUUGGCACGUAGAUGAGCAAAAUAUCGAUUAGCAAAACAAAUAUAUCUCAAUUAUCUAAAAUAGGAGAAUUAGGAAAGGGAGGAUAAGCAACAGUGGAAAUUUAUUAUGAUUUUUAAUAAAAAAAGAGAUACGCACUUAAAUAUUUUAAAUAACAG